GAAUAAGUAGAGGUUCCCGUCGGAUUUUCUGGAGAAAUUGCUGUUGAUUUUUAGGGUUUGAAAUAGCAACGGAUCCCUCUUCUCGUUGGCUCUUUCGAGAGCCAUUGUGGACAGAGCUUUUCCCAUUUUCCUUCACUUCAAAGAGAAAAGAGUCAGAAAUGGCGAUAUCUAGGGUUUCUUUCGGAGCUUUCGCGAUCGUCACGCUCAUUUUCGGCAUCGUUUUACCUGCAAUUCAAGCGCAGACCCUUGCUCCGGCUCCGGCUCCUGCCAGUGAUGGGACAUCAAUUGAUCAAGGGGUGGCCUACCUGCUGAUGUUGGUGGCGCUGGUUCUCACAUACCUCAUCCACCCAUUGGAUGCCUCCUCGUCUGGGCUCUUUUAAUUUGGAUGUGUGAUGGGAUGUUCAAGGAGAGGGAGAGAUGUAUCAUACAUGAUCGUUUGACUAUUUGGCUGUUGGUGUUUGAUUUGAUGAUUCGGGAUUUUGGAUGAGUUGGUGGGUUUGUAUUUUCAUAUUUUUAGUCCUUUAUCCUCUUUCAUCUACCAUGUCAUGUCUUAUUUGAAUUCUUGAAUUAGCACCUCGCUUUUGUCUC
This is a messenger RNA of Magnolia sinica, 588 nucleotides long. Its product is annotated as arabinogalactan protein 41-like. The record is from RefSeq and is a predicted model, not a curated record. Bases 159 to 380 code for a protein of 73 amino acids. Lineage: Eukaryota; Viridiplantae; Streptophyta; Magnoliopsida; Magnoliales; Magnoliaceae. The transcript has 2 exons.